AAGACAUUUGAUCACAACAUCUGGUCGAUAGCUGCUAAACACUCGACAUUCACUUCCGUCAUGAAUACUCAAGUCUGGAUACUAUUCCUCGUAUCGAUUGCAAGUGCCAGUGGAAUAUUCUUCGAAAAGACAACUUCAGCACGAAGAGGGGGAUCAGAGGAUGAUGAUGUUAUAGGCGGACUGAAGCAAUUCUUUGGAUACACACCAGAGGCGGAAACCAGCAGCUUAAACAAAACAACCCACCAAGGAACGGAGCCGACCACGGGCUUUUAUGAUAAUGUGGACACGGCUCUGGAAGAGGCAACAGAUACUGUGGACGGUUUGUGGCAGCAAUUUAAAAAGGGACUUUUCAGUCUGAUGGGCAGUUUCAGUGUCGGCGAUGAUGGCGUUGACGGACAGGUUGCACCCACAAAGGCGACCGUACCGCCUACUCCCGCCCAGCAGGCAACAAAGCCAAUUGCAAAUGAGACGUCUACUGUAACGGAGCCAACUCCCGCGGCGGCUGUCGCUUCAUCAACAACAACAAAAGCCACGGUGGAAAUAAUAGCGUCUACUACAGUGGCGACAAAAACUGCAACAGAAGCAACAUCAGCGGAAGCAACGACCACAAGGGUGACUGCAUCGACGGUGGAAACAACAACCACAUCCCCACCGGCCACCAGCACUGGAGCUCCAUGAGGAGACAGAGACUACAGACUAACCUUCGUAUCGGAUAUUGCUCGUCAUUGUUUGCUUGAAGCCAGCUGAGCUGGAGUAUUUAAAGACAGAGAAAGUAAAUACAGGCACGCAGUAGAAAUAAUCAGCCGAAGUUUUAUUAUUUACCCAAAUGGGGGACCGCUUUCCCCGACCAAGCCAAUUGACAUAUUUAAAGCUACACGCUUAUCACUCUUUAGUCGGCCAUGCCUUCGAAUCGUUGUGGUUUGUCCAUAUUUUUCAUUUCGAUCCAAUUGCUGGGCUUUGUCCUGGCAGCCCCCUCUGAUAACUCCAUGGAUAAUGCCAAUCGGAUUUUCGCCUUUGAUGUCAUAAUGGACCAAUCGGAUCAUUUGCCAGCUGAGCUCCAGCUUAAACUGCUCCAGGAAGAAAGAGAGCAGGAAGAUCUGGAAAUGGUUCGAAUGCAGUUGAUGCAGUUGAAUUUACUGAAACUGCUGAUCGUCUUGGAUAUUCUGAUAGUGUUGUGUCUUUAUUUGUACAUCUGCAAGGCUAGAGAAAAUAACACGGAUGAAAAUCAUAUGAUACUUAAGUGUUAGAAUACCUUUUAAAUAGCUUUUAUAUCUUUAAGGUUUAAGAGCAUUGAC
Molecule: messenger RNA, 1295 nt
Organism: Drosophila bipectinata
Lineage: Eukaryota; Metazoa; Arthropoda; Insecta; Diptera; Drosophilidae
Source: RefSeq, a predicted model, not a curated record